AUGAAGUCCCUUUUGUCGAUGGGCGCGCUGACGCUGUUAGCCGCACUACCUCUCGUUUCAGCACAUACUCGAUUCACGACUCUUUUCAUCAAUGACCAGUCACAGGGCGAUUUCAAAUGUAUUCGCAUGGACCCGAACUUAAGCAGCACCACAUCCUUCGUAGGCUUUGCCCAAGAUCCUAACUCAUCCGAAGGUUCUUUAUCGUCUCCAGAAAUGGCUUGCGGUGUUGCUGGUGGAAACGCAGUCGAAGGAGCUUGUCCUCUCAAUGCUGGUGAUAAGAUUACUAUGUUGCAUCGCAUGUGGGCAGAUGGUGCUCAACCAGGAAGUCUUGACCCCAGUCACAAAGGGAGUACAGCCGUGUACAUGAAGAAGACGGGUGGUGCUGAAAGUUCUGAUCCGUGGGCACAGCAGGCGGCUGGUGACGGAUGGUUCAAGAUUGCUUGGAAUGGUUAUGACGAGGCGAGCGGUAAAUGGGGAACUGAAACGAUGAUUGCCAAUGGUGGCAUGAUGUCGGCUCAGAUUCCAAGUGAUCUUGCGAGUGGUUACUAUCUGGUCAGGACCGAGGCCCUGGCAUUGCAGAACGUGGUCAAUGAGCAUAUCAACCCACAAUUCUAUGUCGGCUGCGCCCAGGUUUUGGUUCAAGGAUCUGGUUCAUCUGAGCCAGCCAAUACUGUGGCCAUUCCAGGUCAUGUUGACAGCUCGAUGCCUGCCAUGAGCUACAACAUUUACAAGUCUACACCACCCACGAUACCAUUUCAAGAGUUCGGUCCCGAAGUCUAUACUCCAGGCUCGGCCUCUGGCUCGGCUCCCAAGCCCUCUUCAAGCUCAGUGCCCAGGGUCUCCGCUAGCUCCCCACCAAAGUCCUCUGCCAGCUCGCCUCCUAAAACCAUUGCCAGUCCGCCUCCCCAGUCUAUUGCAAGUCCACCCCCUCAGUUCUCGAGCAAUCCACCUCCUCAGUUGCCUGCCAGCUCGCCCUUCAAGUCCAUCGCCAGUCCACCGCCUCAAUCUGUCAGCUCACGUCCGCAGUCCAUUGCCAGCGCUCCUCCCAAAGCCUCUUCUAGCCCCAACGCGGGACCGGACACAACCACCGCGACCCCCUACCAGGCAGCAGUCGGAGCCUGUCCAUCCGAUGCAAUCCUCCAGGUCGCCGACCAAUGUUUCACCGAGAUUCCACCAUGGUCAGAUGACACAGCAGGUCCUCUUCCGAAGUGUUGGGCUGCGAGUCAAGCUUGCUGGGACGAAGUAGAUAUUUGCUGGAAAAUUGGUCGUCCUGCUCCCGACAGCGCUGAGAAGACCGAAGGAUGCAAUCUAUGGAGUGACAAAUGUGCGGGCAUUGUUCAGUGGUGUGAAGCUGGAAACUUGAGUGGGCCACCUAAUGCUGGAAAGCCACUCAGAUCGCAGAGGCCAGCACAGCGAGUGAGAAAUAGGAGGAGAGAUGAUGCUGUUGCGAGAGAGCUAACCGCGAAAAUGCUUAUGUAG
Lithohypha guttulata is the source of this 1479-nucleotide messenger RNA. RefSeq lists its product as uncharacterized. The transcript has a single exon. Lineage: Eukaryota; Fungi; Ascomycota; Eurotiomycetes; Chaetothyriales; Trichomeriaceae. Bases 1 to 1479 code for a protein of 492 amino acids. The record is from RefSeq and is a predicted model, not a curated record.